CACUGUGGUUUCUUCGUGGGUUUGUAAUUUACAUUUUUUGAAUAAAAUCUAAAAUGUUUGGCGGAGGGCGUGCACCGAUAUUGGUUUUGAGUCAAAAUACGAAGCGAGAAUCUGGUCGAAAAGUUCAACUGGAAAACAUCAAUGCCGGAAAGCAAAUCGCCGAUGUCAUUCGAACAUGCCUGGGGCCUCAGGCAAUGUUGAAAAUGUUGAUGGACCCAAUGGGUGGUAUUGUUAUGACUAAUGAUGGUAACGCAAUUCUUCGAGAAAUCACAGUACAACAUCCCGCUGCCAAAAGUAUGAUAGAAAUUGCUAGAACUCAAGAUGAAGAGGUUGGUGAUGGUACUACUUCUGUGAUAGUGCUUGCAGGUGAAAUGUUAGCUGCAGCAGAACAAUUUUUGGAACAACAAAUGCAUCCCACAGUUAUAAUCCGUCAAUAUAGACAAGCUCUGGAAGACAUGAUUGGAUUUUUAGAAGGCCCUCUUAGUGUACCAGUUGACAGAAAUGACAAAGCAGCAUUGGCUCAAGUUGUGCAAGGGUGUGUUGGCACAAAAUUCAUUGGAAAGUGGUCAGACUUGGCAGUAAACAUUGCCUUGGAUGCAGUCAGCACAGUCUUGCUUGAAGAAAAUGGCCGUACAGAGGUAGACAUCAAGAGAUAUGCCAAAGUAGAAAAAAUUCCUGGUGGUUCAAUUGAGGAAUCCCAGAUUCUUAAAGGAGUUAUGCUCAAUAAGGAUGUUACCCAUCCAAAAAUGAGGAGAUACAUUCAGAAUCCCAGGAUAAUUUUACUGGACUGUGCUUUGGAAUAUAAAAAAGGAGAAUCUCAAACUAAUGUGGAAAUCACUGGAGAUGCUGAUUUCACAAGAUUGCUUGAAUUAGAAGAGGAGCAUGUAAAACGCCAGUGUGAUGAAAUAACAGCCUUGAAGCCAGACGUUGUUUUUACUGAAAAAGGGGUAUCAGAUUUGGCACAGCACUAUCUUCUCAAAGCUGGCAUCACUGCUGUGAGGCGAGUACGCAAAUCUGACAACAACAGAAUAGCCAGAGCAUGUGGGGCCACAAUUGUCAAUAGAACUGAGGAGUUGCAAGAAUCUGAUGUGGGUUUGGGAGCUGGACUCUUUGAAAUCAAAAAAAUCGGUGAUGAAUAUUUCUGUUUCAUUGUGGAAUGCAAGGAUCCAAAGGCUUGCACUAUUCUGCUUCGUGGUGCCAGCAAGGACAUUUUGAAUGAGAUUGAAAGGAAUCUCCAGGAUGCUUUGCAAGUGGCUAGGAACAUAGUUCUGUCUCCAAGAUUAGUACCAGGAGGUGGUGCCAUAGAAAUGGCAGUGGCCCAACGUUUGUUGGAAAAAGCCACCCACGGACCUUCCAGAGCCCUAGCUCAUGCACUAGAAAUUAUUCCUCGUACUUUGGCUCAAAACUGUGGUGCUAAUACUAUCAAAACUCUAACUGCACUUAGAGCAAAACACGCCAAUCACACAGAUUCAUCUAAACCUUGUACAUGGGGAAUUGAUGGAGAGACAGGUGAAUUGGUAGAGAUGGACAAAAAGAAAUUAUGGGAACCGAUUUCGGUCAAACUUCAAACGUAUAAAACGGCAGUCGAAACAGCUAUCCUUUUGCUCCGUAUUGAUGGUAUCGUUUCCGGAUCGAAAAAGAAGGGUGACAAAGAAGUACCGACUCCCAGCCAGAUGCAGCAACAGCAACAGAUGGGACAAGAGGACUAAUCUAGCUUUUUUUUUUAAUUUCUAAUUAUUGUUAACGAAACGCUUCAUUAUUCACUAUUCACCACAUUUAUCCAGUUUUUCUUUGUACUUUAACAACAUCAAUUAAUAAAAUAAAGGUUAUUUAUGC
Messenger RNA from Phaedon cochleariae (mustard beetle), 1836 nucleotides. NCBI's taxonomy places the organism in Eukaryota, Metazoa, Arthropoda, Insecta, Coleoptera, Chrysomelidae. The record is from the annotation of a GenBank genome assembly.